Trichomonas vaginalis G3 is the source of this 1965-nucleotide messenger RNA. RefSeq lists its product as uncharacterized. The transcript has a single exon. Bases 1 to 1965 code for a protein of 654 amino acids. The record is from RefSeq and is a predicted model, not a curated record. NCBI's taxonomy places the organism in Eukaryota, Parabasalia, Trichomonadida, Trichomonadidae.
AUGACAAUAUUAUCAAGUUUCGAUUGCAAUUUACCAUUUUCAACCAAGAACAUACUAGUUGAGAACCAAAUGGGAUAUCUUUUCGUAAAUGAUAAUGAAAAAUUAUUUAUUUCCAUAGCAGAAUAUCCGAUUUCUUUUCAAGAGACGAACUUUAAGAACUAUAAACAUAUCCUUUGUUCACCAGAUAACAAGCAUUGUGUGAUUUCUUAUAAAGAUGGUUCAAUUUUGUUGCAUUCUUUUAAAGAUCAAACGAUGGCUUUAAGAGAAAAAAUAUACUCUCGUCAAAGAGAAGUUAUUUACAUGUUCUGGCUGACAAAUAAUCAAGUUUGCAUUGUUUAUAAAGAUGGUUUGAUUGUUAUCCACUUUAUUGAACUUAAUCUAUCAGUUUCAAGAACAUUUUACGAGAUAUCUAAAUCAUACCAAGUAUUUUAUUCCAGUUUUACCAAAAAAUUAUACAUGAUUUACAAUAAUUCUAUCAAAUCAAUCUCAUUUUGCUUUAUUCAUGACAAUUAUUGUAUAGAAUCAGAUAAGAUCUCAGAUGUAAAUACAAUGGAUACUGUUUUUGAUAUAAAUUCCGUACAGAAAAUGUUUCCUUUGAGAAAUGCAUCAAAAAACUACACUUUAGGAAACUUUUUGUGUUACAAAUCAUCAAAUAUCUCUGAUACAACCUUUGCUGCAGGUGAAUUCCUAAACGGAUACUAUUUUGCAGUUGAUGAUAAAAAUUUAGAAUUCAAUGUAUUCAAAGAAGGUAAAUUUGUUAUGAAAUUUCCAACUUUAUUCGUUCCUUCGCAGUUUUCGUCUGGAAAACAUAGAUUAAUAGGUUUUCACGAAAAUCUUCUUUUAAUUAUUGAUUUCACCGACCAAAUACAAGUUCCAAGAAGAGUAGAGUCCACAUGUACGCAUUAUACCAACGAAAAACUGGACUUUUAUGCAUCUUUUAUGAAAUUUCGGAAAAUUAUUAAAAAUGCAGUUUGUGCAAAUGACGAAAUCUACAUCCAGUUCGAUAACAACAUUGUUGUACAUGUUCCUUCCAUGAAAACUGUAUCCGAAAACGCUAUAUUGAUCUGGCGAGAACCAAAUGUUUCAAUUUUAUUUGUACAAAAGAUUUCAAACAUUGAAUUACACUUUAGCAGUUGUAUUUCUAAGAUAGAAUAUAGUGCAAUCAAUGCAUCAAAUGGAGAUUUGAUUCUGGUGUCUCCAGAAGGUACAGAACCAUUCAUCAAAAUCAACUACUGUGUUCCUGUUUUGAUCAACCUGAUGAAAGAACCAGAAAAAGCUGCGAAAUUCAUUGAAUGUUUUGAAUCUACAUUUUAUUUUAGUAGAUUCAUAAGAACAGUCUUUUCUUCUAUCACGUCAUCAGGUAACAUUAUAUCAGCAAUCAAAAUAUUUGAUUUUCUCACAAAAAAUUUAGUUCAAAAAGUUAUUUCUUCAAUUUCUCCAUCACAUCAGACAUUAUUCAUCAGAUGUGGAAUGAAUUUGAUAGAUUAUAUUGGCAUCCUAUCUAAUGAAGCGAAAAUUGAGAUUCUUCUCUAUUCAAAUCCAAAUGAUUUUCAUGAAUUUUAUCGAAAUCGAAAGAAAUUCAAUAGUUUGACUAAUUAUGAAUGUUCAUCUGCAAUAAGAAGAGCGAUUGACAUUAACCAAUGGAGCAGAGCUAUCCGAAUCUCGCAUUUAUUGAAAGUUGAUAUUGCAGGAAUCAUCAACAGCUCAUCAAUGCAAAAGACUACUGAUAUUGGUGAAUGUAUUUCCCAGUUAGAUGUUCAAUCACGAGAAUGGAAAAAGUAUGAUGAGUAUAAUUAUCUAACUUACUUGGGAUGUGCAUUUAUUGUUGCUGGAUUCGAUAACUGGGGAAUUUCAUCAUUCAUUGUUGGUAAAAACGAAAACAAAGUUCAUUCUGCGCUUGAAAGACUGAACUUUUCCAGAGAUGUUGUUCUUAAAUACCUUCAAGCAGCAAUUUCAAACAAUUAA